Molecule: messenger RNA, 1614 nt
Organism: Cyphellophora attinorum
Lineage: Eukaryota; Fungi; Ascomycota; Eurotiomycetes; Chaetothyriales; Cyphellophoraceae
Product: Quinate permease
Exons: 2
Coding region: 1-1614 (537 amino acids)
Biological process (GO): carbohydrate transport; transmembrane transport
Cellular component (GO): membrane
Molecular function (GO): carbohydrate:proton symporter activity
Source: RefSeq, a predicted model, not a curated record
AUGGGGUUCCUAGCGCCAAAAGAUCUGUCCGCCAACCCGGCCCCCGUUCAGGUGUACAACUGGCGGAUCUAUCUCCUGGCCAUCUCCGCGGCUAUGGGCUCGUCUAUGUUCGGAUAUGACUCUGCUUUCAUCGGCGGCACCUUGUCGCUGCCAUCGUUCCAGUCACGCUUCGGGCUUGCAGGCAAACAGGGUACAGAGCUGGCGUCUCUUCGGUCGAACAUCGUCAGCACCUUUCAAGCAGGUUGCUUCUUCGGCGUACUUCUCUGCUAUCCGACUGUUGAGCGUCUCGGUAUGAAAUGGACGCUUGUGCUCUGCGGUCUCAUCUUCAACAUCGGCGCAAUCAUGCAGACAGCCGCGACCGGACAGCUCGGCCUCAUCUACGCCGGACGAGCCUUGACUGGACUCGGCGUCGGUUCAUCUUCUCUCGUCAUCCCGGUAUACAUCUCCGAGAGCUCGCCGCCUGCCAUUCGAGGGCGCUUGAUCGGUGUCUUCGAAAUGAUACUCCAAAUCUCUCAGCUCCCCGGCUUCUGGGUCAACUACGGGGUUAACAAAAACAUGUCCAAGACCAGCGACAGCCAGUGGCGAAUCCCAUUCGGCAUUCAACUCGUUCCCGGCGUUCUUCUGAUGGUUCUGAUGUCCAUGCAGACCGAGUCACCGCGCUUCCUCGCCAAGAAGGGCAAGUGGGAACAGGUCCGGAAAGUCCUGUCUCAUAUUCGCAACCUGCCACCCGACCACGAGUACAUCGCGUGGGAGAUGGACACGAUCCGCAACCAGCUUGAAAGCGAGCACUCCGAAGUCGGCACAAGCGUGGUAACGAAGCUGAAGCAGAUUUUCCAUUCGAAUGUCAAGAAACGGCUGGGUAUCGGCAUGGCCCUGAUGAUGUUCCAGAAUUUGAGCGGUAUCAAUGCUUUGAACUACUACUCUCCCGUCAUUGUCGGAUCAAUCGGCUUCACUGGCACGGAUGUCGGUCUCCUUGCGACGGGCGUGUUUGGUAUUGUCAAGGCAACCGGCACGAUUGUCUUCAUGCUGUUCAUCAUUGAUCGAUUCGGGCGUCGUAGUGCUAUGCUCAUCGGCUCGGCAGGCGCGUUGUUCGCAAUGUACUAUCUUGGUGGCUAUUCGAGCUUGUCGAACUCGUUCAAUGAGAAGCCGCCAAGAGAUGGAGGCGCGUAUAUUGCUAUUCUGAUGAUCUAUAUCUUCGCCAUCUUCUACUCCAUCAGCUGGAACGGCAUCCCGUGGAUCUUCUGCGCCGAAGUCUUCCCCACGCACCUCCGCCAGGUCUGUGCCGUGUUCACCACCUGCACCCAAUGGCUCUUCCAGUUCGUCAUCGCGUACAGCACACCAUACAUGAUCGCCGACAUCCAGUACGGGACAUUUCUGUUCUUUGGUACGUCGGUCGUGUGUGGUCUGAUAUUCUCGUACUUCUUCCUGCCGGAGACGAAGGGUGUUACGUUGGAAGACAUCGACAUCAUGUUUGGCAGCAAGGGCUUCGCGAGACAGAAGAGGAAGGCGAUGGAGAGUGUGCUGGCGGAGAGGAGGGAGAUUGUGGCUGAGGAGAAGAGGGUGAGGGGUGAGAAGGCGGUUGUUGAGAACGUGGAGCGAACGGAGAGCGUCUGA